UCUCUCUUCCGUUCGCGGGAAGUGAGUGUUUUUGCCAUCAGUUACCGUAUUUCUGUAUUAUUAAAUACUCUGAGUAAAUGACUAUUUAUUUACCUGUGUAGUGAUUUCAUAGCGAGUAUAUGACUGGAAAAAAUAUUAUUUUAGCUUUGGAAAUUUAAGAGAAUUUUUUUUAGAAGUGAAUCCCUAAUGGUGCGGCAUGUGAUCAUCCACGGAGCUUGUUUACAUUAAUUGAUAAUGAAUUAAUUUGAUUUUAAGUUAUGGCUGAGAGUGAAAACUCGGUAGCACCUGAUCUUUUUAAAGGUCUAAAAUUCUGUUUGCUUGAUGAUGGAGAUACUGUUGACAGAAUCAAAGCAGUCCUUCUUGAGGGAGGUGGAAGUCAUAAUAGUUACCUAUCUGAUAUGGUGACUCAUGUAAUCUGUGACAGUCCUGAUAAUCCAGGAGUUAGUGAAGCUCAGGAACUGUUUGAGAAGCCUGUUGUCACGAGUCGCUGGGUAUUGUUAUCUGCAAAAUGCAAUAAGCUGCUGCCCUUAGCAGGAUUUUCUCCAGUCAAAACUCAACUAUUUUCUGGUCUUGUUUUCUGCCCUUCUCAGAUUAGUGUAGAAGACAAAAAAAAGUUAUGGGCAAUGGUAACAUUUUACGGAGGCACUUUUCAGUUGAAUUUUUCAAAUUCUUGUACUCAUUUAGUGGUGGGGAAACCUGAAGGAGAAAAAUUUGAAAAGGCUUUCCAAAAUCCCUGUACAGUAAAAAUUGUCACACCUGAUUGGGUUUCUGAUUCUGUGCGUAAUGGAAGUCUUUGUGAUGAAGAUCUCUAUCAUCCAAGAUUAUUAAUACUCCCAGAACCGGAACCACCUGAUAUACCAUCACCAAGUUCUCCAUCUUUAGCUUCCACUCUUAUUUCCCUUGACAAAAUAAAUAUAGAUUCAAAUAUUCAAUCAGUUCCACAAUCCACUUCUGAGCAGAUAUUUUUACAAAAUUUUCCUCGUCAGUUAAAAGCUGCAGGCUUUGAAAAUAAGGUUCGAGAUAUUCUUGGAAAUUUACCUGAAGUCAUUAAUAUAAAGUCAGAGUCAAAUACUUUACCAUUGUCAUCAGAACAGACUUUUGUCACUACCAGACUAACAAAUUUGCCAACAUCAUCAACACAGCAAAUGAAUCUUCCUACAAGACUUCAAACAUCAUCAUCUCAAAGUGCAUAUCAACAAAGCUUACAGCACCAACAUAUGCUACAGCAAGGUGAGCAAAAAUUGAAUCAAGCUUUGCAGCAAAUACAAGCUCAGCAGCAGCCAUUGCAACAACGAGCCCAACUCCAGACAUCCCAGCCUCAAGUAUUGCAACAAAAAGUUCAGUGGCAACAGCAGCGUAUGACGUUUGCACAGCAACAACAGGUUCAACAACAUUUACUACAAUUACAGAGAAUUCGUUUACUUCAACAGCAGCAGCAGCUGCGUAAUCGGCAAGGUUUGCCUCCUUCUCAGUUAGCACAACUACAGCAAGAGCAGCAACAGCAAAAUAUCCAGUCCCAAAAUCAACAACAACCUAAUUCGCAGGCACAUGUACAACAGCAGUCAUCGCAAACCAUUUUACAAAAGCAGUUGCCGAUAAAUUCUCAACAGAUGCUUCUUCAACAAGGAUUAACACAGCAAGGUCAGCAGUCAGUUAUGCAGCCACAACAUAUCCAAUCUGCUACUGGUACUCAAAAUGUACAGUCACAGAUGUUGCAAUUACAAGCACAGAUGCGCCAACAGCAGCAGCAGCAGCAAACAUUGUCUCAGUUGCAACAACAGUCUUUGCAAAAACAACAGUUGCAGCAGCAAUUACAGCAGCAACUUUUGAAACAGCAACAUCUUCAGCAUUUGCAGCAGCAGCAACAACAAGCUCAGUUAAAUCAACAAAGAGCUCUAACUCAAUCUCCAAAUAUGCCUCCUUCUCCCCUUCACCUUCAGCAACAGAAUAUUUUACAGCCAUCACCACGUCAGUCUCCAUUACAGCAGUCACCCCUCCAGCAUUCACCUUUGCAACAGUCUCCAUUACAGCAAUCACCUUUGCAACAUUCACCUCGUCAGCAUUCACCACAGCAGUCACAAGUACAAUCACAGCAGCCCAUUGUUCAGAUGCAACAUCAACAAUCUCCUUUACCUGGGCAGCGUCCUCAGACACCCCUUCAACAAGCAUCUUCUCAGCAGGCUCAUCAUCAGAUUUCAGUUCCUCUUUCUCCAUUGCAACAACAAAUUGCUUUGGAGAAAGCUCAACAAACUGCAGCUGAAAAACUUCAGAAAACAGAAUUGAUAAAAGCUCAGUUGCAACAAGCUGCCUUGGAAAGAGCACAGUUCCAACAAGCUGCAUUAGAAAAAGCACGAUUGCAGCAGUCUUUAGAAAAAGCACAGUUGCACCAAGUGGCUCUAGAAAAUUCUCAUUUACAGCAAAAUUUAUUACAGCGUUCUCAAUUACAGCAUGCUGCUGGGCAAACUGUACAUUUAUCUCAGGCUUCUGCUCAGCAAUUGCAACAACAAAUCCAUCAGUUGCAGUUACAAAAGUCAUCAAGUCAUCAGGCUCAGCAGUCAUCAUCUCAGUCUUUACAGCUUCAACAAGCAGGGCAACAAAAAAUUGAAAUACAAACAAAUAUGCAGCAGUCGCAGAUGCAGCAUCCUGCUUCACAAUUUUCAGUUCAGCAGGCGCAACUUCAGUCUGCCACAAAAUCUUUUCAGCAGGGAUCUGUGCAACAAUUGCAGCAACAGAAUUCAGUGCAACGCUUGCAAAUGCAACAACUAACAGUUCAGCAGUUGCAGCAACAGCAAGCAUCAUCACUCCAAAGACUACAGUUGCAGCAAGGAUCAACUAUGCAACGUUUACAAUUGCAAGGAUCACAAGCUCAACAGUUACAGCUUCAGCAGUUGCAAGGUUCAUCAAUUCACCAGCUACAUUUGCAACAAGGAAGUUCAUCACAGCAGUUACCUCAGGGAAGUGCUGCACAGCAUUUACAGUUGCAGCAUGGUAGUUCACAGCUGUCACAGAAUUCUUCUACACAACAAAUUCAGCAAGUUUCUCAACAGUUAAGAAUGCAGCAAGGAUCCCCAGCCCAACUGCAACAAGGUUCUCCUGCACAGCUGCCUCAAGGGUCUCCAGCUCAGUUGCAGCAAGGUUCUCCAGCUCAGCAGUCCAUUCAACUACCAACAGGAUCACCAUCUAGUCAACAUCUUCAGUUGCAGCAAGGAUCUCCUGCUCAGCAUUUACAGUUAUCUCAAGGGUCUCCUGCACAGCAUGGUCAGUUACAUCAAGCAUCUAACCAGCAACUGCAGCAAGUAUCUUCUCAACAAUCUCAACUACAGCAAGUGCCUUCGCAACAAAAUCAAACACAAGUGCCUUCACAUCAAAUGCAACAGCAACAAGUGUCCUCACAGCACUCACAAUUACUCCAGUCACAAAAUCAAACACAAAUACAACAGAGUGCUGCUCAACAGGCUCAAAUGCAACAGAAUUCUGCUCAACAGGUUUCACAACAAGUUGUUUCACAGCAAAAUCAAGCUCAAAAUUCGUCUCAGCAGCAAAGUUUGCAAACAUCUCAAUCCCAACAAGAUGUGUCUUCACAGUCUGUGUCAGCCCAGCAGCAGACUCUGUCACAAAUGUCAUCACAAGUAUCUUCUCCUCUUAAUCAAAUUUCCCAAUCACAGCUUCAGCAGAUUUCUUCUCAGCAAACAUCUCAGCAGUCCGAUUUGCAGCAAACUCGUUCUCAUUUACAGUUAUCUCAACAGCAGUCACAGGUUCAUCAAAUCUCUUCUCGUGAUAUUAGUCAUCUUUCAAGCUCUCUCCGUCAAGCAUCACCUAUUCAAAUGCAGUUACAUUCCCCAUCAGUGCAAGCACAACUACAAAAGGCUCAGCUUCAAAGAGCUCAGCAAAUUGCUGCCCAGCAAGCUCAGUUACAGCAGUCUUCUGGUCAGCAAGUUUUGCUUAAACAAGUAUCAUCACAGUCUCAACUUCAGGGUUCAUCUCCAGUUCAGCAAAAUUCCUCACAAAAUUCAAGUCAACCAAUUCAGUUACAGCAGACUUCAGUGCAACAAGUUCAGUUACAGCAUGUGUUACAACAAGCUCGUCUUCAGCAACUGCGCCAGCAACAAGCUCAGUUGCAGCAAUCUAUAACACAAGUGGCAAACUCAAAUUCCCAGCAAAGUCAACAAAAUAAUAGCCAGCAUCAAGUCAAUUUACAGCAAUCUCAAAUUAUGCAGUCCCAUCAAAAUCAGUUGCAGCAGAAUUCUAGCCAGUCAUCACGGCAACCAAUCCCAUCACCUCAAAGUAACAUACAAGCUCAGCUGUCCCAGAGUAAUUCUCAACCGCCUCGACUUCAGUCACCUUUGCAACAAGCACAAUUGCAACAAAUUGCAUUACAGCAAGCACAGUUACAAAAAUCUUCAUUGUCUCAAACAGUUCUACAACAAAAUCAACUGCAAACACAGCUGCAGCAGGUCCAGCUACGUCAAGCUGCUUUGCAGCAAACACGCUUGCAGCAGCCUCCUACUUCUGCACAGCAAAUUAUUCAGCAAGGGCAUAUUCCUAGGCCUCAGCAACAAUCACCUGUGCAAACACAGGUAGUAGCAAAGCAAAUCCAGUUGCAGCAAACCCCUCCUCAGACUCCUCAGCCUCCACCUUCUCCUCAAUUGCAGCAGCAAUCACGUUUUCCACAUCAGUUAUCUCCUUCUAUGCGUCCUGUUCAGAAACAGUUUCCAAAUAACUUGCCAACAUCAAAUCAAACACCUACGCAUGGUCAACCACCUGUUCAAGGGCUCCACCAACAACAAUUAUUGCAGCAACGACAACAGAUUCAGCAACAGUUAGCUUUGCAACAAUUACGCCAAAGACAACUUCAACAGCAGCAGCUUCAAAAUUCACAGCAGUCACCUCAACAAGCAGUUCAGCAAAUUUUAGCUGGGCAGCCUCCUGUUAUGAUGAAGCCUCCUCCGCAGUAUCCAUAUGAUAGGCAACAGCUACAAGGUCAACCCCGUUUACAAUAUCCUUCACAUCCUAGACAAUUAUCUCCUCAACAGCAACCAUCACAGCAUCCUCGAGCCACUUGGCAGCAAGUUCCUGGUCAACAAGCGCAAUUGCUAAGACGUUCUCCUGGAGCCAAUCCUCCACCUUCUCCUCAGUGGCAACAUGUGCAACAACCUUCUCCAAAAGAUGAGUUGUCUCCUAGUCCGCAGUCAACGUCAUCUCAGCAGCAAGCAGCAUGGCCUCAACGACAACAGUUGUCAUCUACAGAAAAUCGUGAAACUUCUACACCUGCUCCUCAAACUUCAUCUCAACAAAUUCUUUGGCAGCAAAACCAGCAACAGCAAGUUACACAAUCACGAGAUCCUAAUCAAACUUUACAGUCAUCUCAACUGGUGCAGUGGCAGCAAAUAAAACAAAUGGAAUUAAGGAGACAACAAUUACUACAACAGCAGCAACAUUUAACUAUUCAACGUCCAGCAUCCCAACCUCAGUUUUCUCCACAGUCUGAUCAGGGUGGCCAAAGUGUUCAGCGAAUGGCUGGUCCACCCCAGCAGCAUCAAACAUUAGCUGUACCUGCUCAGUAUCAGCCUCAGAAUGCACCUAGUAUUUUAUCUCAGGCAUCCCCAGGCUCUGUUGGACAUCCUGCCCAACCUGCAACUCAAGUAACUCCAAAAACAAAGACUGCUCUAGCAAAUUUGCUUAAUACCAGACUACAAACUACUGGGAGGUCAGUAGAAGGUGAAUGCAACCAAACACUUAUGAGGACAACACAAGUAAUUUCGCAACCAACCCAGACAGUAUCCCGAAGACCAAGUGCUGAUAGCAUUACUGUAAUUCAUUCACAAAACCAAAUACCAUCUGAACGAGCAGCAAUUCCAUCUAUUCCACAAGUAGUUUUCUAUGGACACGAUUUAAAAUUAAAUGUGCCUCCAGAUUUGUGCCUAUUGGGUUGUGUUUUUUGUAUUGAAGAUUAUGAUAAGUCAGUGGAAAGUGAUAAAUUAUCCAUGUGGAAAAAGAUCAUACAACAUCAUGGAGGUGAAGUAGAAAAUGCAUAUAGCAGCAAAUGUACCCAUGUGUUGUGUGAGAAUCAAAGGAAUUCUGUUGUGCAACAG
Molecule: messenger RNA, 6092 nt
Organism: Stegodyphus dumicola
Lineage: Eukaryota; Metazoa; Arthropoda; Arachnida; Araneae; Eresidae
Cellular component (GO): MLL3/4 complex
Source: RefSeq, a predicted model, not a curated record